Acipenser ruthenus (sterlet) is the source of this 3522-nucleotide messenger RNA. RefSeq names its product nuclear factor interleukin-3-regulated protein-like. The coding region runs from base 1310 to 2842 and encodes 510 amino acids. The transcript is spliced from 3 exons. Lineage: Eukaryota; Metazoa; Chordata; Actinopteri; Acipenseriformes; Acipenseridae. Gene Ontology annotation, cellular component: nucleus. Gene Ontology annotation, biological process: circadian rhythm; regulation of DNA-templated transcription. The record is from RefSeq and is a predicted model, not a curated record. Gene Ontology annotation, molecular function: DNA binding; DNA-binding transcription factor activity.
CCAGACUUUCCAAAUGUUUCAGUCUGUUUUAACGGGUCUGUAUAAGAUUUUAGAAUUUAAAAAGGACACGUUGGCUUUCACAUGUUAAGCAAAAUGUGCGGACGCAUAUUUCUACAGAACGCGUGCCCACAAGCAGUUUUGAAUUCUGCUGUGCGGCUAUAACCCAGCUUGAAGGAGCGUAUAAACCAACUGGACUGUCAACUAGGAGGCAGCUUUCAAUUAUUCCCCAUAUAAAGUAAUUGAAAAAAAAAAAUGGUGUUUUAUUUUUUUUUCUCCAAAGGUAUUUUCAAUAUUUUGUGCAUGAAAGGGUUGCACAAUAAAUGCAUUAGUUAAUAUCUACAUCUUGUAAGUAGUUUUCACAAAUGCAUUCCCUUCCCUCCUAAUAGCUUCUGCACUGCAGUGUCACCCCUGUCACCCAUCGUCAGCAUCUGCAGGAUUCGCAACCCCUGGAGUAAAGCGUUUGGCGCGGUGCCCGGUUCCACCCUUCUCUCGUCGCCAAUCAUCCGCCACACUCCGGAUCCUCAUCUCUCUGCAAUUGGGACAGGAAAAGAUGGAGGGUGGGCUACAGAGAAAGACAAAACGUGACGAGGCACCAAAGCGCGCUGUUAUGCAACCACUGACCUACUAACAUACAUUUGAGAGAACUGUGGCGCUGCCCGCUAAGCACUACGUGAACGUCUACUCCGUGAAAUACAAGAUACGAGCCCUCCGAGAGACAGAACACUGCGCCCCGAACCGAACCCGAACCCGAACCGCGACUCAGACUCGGCACCAGCCUGCUUUCGGGAAAUAAAUACAACCGAUUGAAAUACACCAGCGAGGGCAGAAAAUUGUGGACUUUCUUAAACACAUUUUUCUUUUGCCAAACAGAUCUGUCCCGUUGGCUCUCUUUUGGAAGAAGUUCCUUCACAAGACUAGAACUUCAGGAACUGUUUUCUGAAUCCUGGUUAUCCACAAGAAGGACCUGGAUAAGAUCGAUUGUUUUCCUGGGAAAUAAAGGCUACAAAAUAAAAUCCAACCUGCUAAAUACACACAGACCAAGACACACAACACCUGUCUUUGAGAACACAGCACUGAACCUCAACAAAUCCAACCCUACAUAAAUGAGGACUAACUUUGUAGAAUAUCAGCUCCUUCUGAUGUCCCUGGCAAGCCUCGACACUUGAACUGCUGUUGAAAAAUUCUACAGAAAAUCAUUGCGAGUCAAUGAGGUUCCUCUUACCCAAUAUAUCUCAUCCCGUUACUAAUUUAGAAACCUGUAGAUUACUGGAAACCAGUUUCUCUCCUCUUCUAGGUCUAUCUCGAUGCCAUGAAUGAGUCAUCGGAUCAGACAAUGGAAGGCCUGCACUCUCCUGCCAUGAGCAUUGCUGACAGUUACUAUGAAGAGAGGCUCGGAUCCCCGCCCCCUUCCGGGCUCCUCAAAUCCAAACCCAGCAUGAGCUGCCGACGCAAGCGGGAAUUCAUCUCGGACGAGAAGAAAGACGCCUCCUACUGGGAGAAGAGACGCAAGAACAACGAAGCCGCCAAGCGCUCCCGGGAAAAGCGCCGCCUCAACGACGUGGUCUUGGAGAAGCGCGUGCUGGCCUUGAACGAGGAGAACGUGAGCCUCAAGACCGAACUGCUGCAGCUCAAGCUGCGCUUUGGGCUGAUCAGCGCCUCCUCCUACGUGGAGAAGAGCCAGCAGCUGAGCGCCAGCUCCAUCGACCGCUACUUCUCUUCCAGCGGCUACUCCAGCGGCUCCAGGGUCGUGCUCCACUCCGAUUCCUCCGAGGCUGAGCAGUCGAGCCAGGGCAGGGGGAUCGCCCCUCUGGCGAAGUACUCCCCCCGCGGCUCCCUCUCCGAUAUGUCUGACGGUUCUUCCAGGGACAGCCCUGAACCUAUGAACUACGACCUGAAACCAUCCCACAUGGACCUCUCCCCUUCCCCCUCCUCCUCCUCCUCCUCCUCGGAGCAGGAGAACCCUCCGAUGAUGUUCCGGAGUUCAUCCUACCCACGCAGCCACCACCACGAAACAGAAACGGGUUUCCAUCACGGGCAGACGCCCCCCCACAGAGGUGUGAUCCUCUACCGAACCAACGGCAGCUCUUACCUAGUGGAACCCCCACAAGACUCGGAGCAACAGCACCAGCAACCAGCCUCCCUGGAGCAGCUCGACGCAAGCCAGGCUCUCUCCGAUUGCCCGUACCCAGCUCCCCGGCCCCAAAUCCCAGCACCUGCAGCUCCCCUUCCCUACGAACUUUCAAAUCUGGAAGGGCAGGGGGCCUACAGUCGCCCGUCCCCGGCGCGUUCCUACGCGGAGGACCUCUUGAAACCCAGCUCCACAGCCUUCGAGCACUCCUACCCCAGCCCCCAAGACGAGGGCCCCCCAUCCCACAGCUACGCAGACAGGAGGCACGUCUAUUUCCACGAAGCCUCCGCUAAAGAUUGUCCCUCCACCUCCUCCAGCAAGGGCAAUCCCAAGAGCUCUGAUAAAGACGCAUCCACCGACGAAGACUCCCCGGCGUCCUGUCCAGAGAUCGGAGGCUACCACUGCCUGUCCGCCCUACCUCUGUCCCCGUUCCCCCAAACCGACUCCCAAACGGAGAUCAAAGCCACCGCCUUGCCACACAAAUUGCGGCUCAAGUACCGGGCGCUUGGCAAUAACUUAGAGGCUCCCGUUCUGCCGCAGCACCCCUACCUGGUGCUCACUCACGGCAACCAGCAAGCGGGCAGCGAGAGGGACGACCGCAGCGAGGACCCCGCGGGGAAAGAAGAUGCCUACCAGACACCAGUCGGGUUCUGCAAACCGCGAGAAGGGGAGUCGGAAAGGUGGGCGGUCUCGCGGAUUAAAAGGCGCGACUAGAUUCUAAAGACACUAAGCCCACCUGGUAAGGUCAAGGUGUUGCUGGCACUGUCAUACACUACACAGCACUUGAGUGUUUUCUCUGCUGCAGAAGGAUUAGGGGGUGAGGGAUGCGAAAAAGGGAACUGAAAAGUCCUUUCACAGACAUCUUUGGAAUUAGCCAGGUAAAGCUAACAAGACUUUCCCAGACCAAGUUGACUUUUUUACCUGACAUUACGGGAACGUUUCCUUGACCAAAGAAACCAGUUCCAUCCCCCCCCCCCACCCCCAUGCCUCCUAAAAUGUGUUUUUAUUUUAUUUUUUAAUUUUUUUUACAAGCACUUGGAUUGUAAAUUUUAAUGUCAUAUAUAUUUUAAGAAAAAAAAAACAUAAGAAAAAAAAAAAAUAAGGUAACGGAAGAUGAGUGAAUCGGGCCGUUGUGUGGAGAUAUUGUCCUGGAGUUUAACUUUGACUGCCACCAACCCACAGAAAUGCCACCGAGUGUGUUCCAGGCAGAGCCCUUCACAAACUGGUGAGGUAGCGAGGGACUGGAGCAGGCUCGUACCUGUGUGGUACGGUCGUUCUACAUUAUUCGAAACAGUUCUUAGAAAACUGCCAGCUUUGACCAGUUUAAACCCACUGUCUGCACCGCUGGCUAUUUCUAGGGUUUGUGAUGUUCGUUUUGGGGGAGUGGGGGGGGG